This is a messenger RNA of Zophobas morio, 814 nucleotides long. RefSeq names its product adult-specific cuticular protein ACP-20-like. The record is from RefSeq and is a predicted model, not a curated record. The transcript has 4 exons. Gene Ontology annotation, cellular component: extracellular matrix. Bases 232 to 726 code for a protein of 164 amino acids. NCBI's taxonomy places the organism in Eukaryota, Metazoa, Arthropoda, Insecta, Coleoptera, Tenebrionidae.
AUAAAAAUCAAAAAUACCAUGGAGAAACUUGUGCGUUUACCAAUAAACCAAAAAGCGUAAAUAAGUUUCACUGUUUUCCCUUUCCGAUAAAUUUACGUACAUCACACGAACGCAUAAUUAAUUAAACAAAUUCAUAAGCGAGACAGAGAAGCAACACCGAUUUUCGUUAUGAAAAAUAUAACGAAAUAAUACAUAGAAAGUGAGGAAGAUAUAGGGAGAAGCGUGGUGUGGAUGGAGAAGUUGAAUUUACUAUAUAUACCAGGCAAACCCCUACAAAUGAUAUCAGUUCAUCAAUUCUUUUUACUAAACAACAUGUUCGGCCUCAACAAAAUCUUUUUCAUCACUGUCAUCAUCUAUGGUGUUAGUACCGAAGCUGGGCACUUGGGUGAAAUUUAUGGACUUCAAGCUGGGGGUGGUGGUGAGGGAGCAUAUGGAGGAUAUAGUGGUGGUUACGAAGGACACGAUGACCAUUAUGAACAUCCAAAGUAUCAGUUCAAUUAUGCAGUGCACGAUCCACACACAGGUGACGAGAAACAACACAUUGAAGAACGCAAUGGUGAUGAAGUUAAGGGAACUUAUACUGUGAAAGAGGCUGACGGUACUACUCGAGUUGUUGAAUACAAAGCUGAUAAACACAAUGGAUUCAACGCCGUUGUUCACAAGAUUGGACAACCGCACCAGGGCGGGCAUGGCAUUGUUGGUGGUGGGUAUGAGGGUCAUUACUGAUGAUUUGAAGAUGAUGAAUUUAUAUGUGAUAUUUGUGUACUAUUUUUGUAAUUUUCUAUUCACCAAAAAUAAAUAAAACAAAACAAUA